GCACGUGGUGUAUCUAAAAAGAAAAAUGUCGCAACAACGAAAAAAGUCAGCGAAGAAUCCUGAUACUUCAAAGUCAAUCCAACCUGUGACUACUCCUCCGACGUCAAGCCAGCAACCUGGAACCCCUCCGUAUGUUUCUGGAGCUAGUCGUGUGCAGCUCAAACGACAAAAUAACGACUGUAUGGUUGCCUAUGUACAAAAUCUUUCACCAGAAAAAAGAAGCAAAAGAAAUCCAAACUGUCGAUACUAUAACAUGCAGUUACAGACAAACGACGGAAGUUUUGAAGCUGUCUGUUACAAACCUGAGGCAAAAAGGUUAUUUGAGGAAGCAUGUACACAGAAAUCAGCAAUAAAGUUAACACGGUUCAAAAGAAAGGCAAACUAUAAAAAUAAUUUGAUACAAGAUAUCGAAAUUGGAAAAUUCACAACAGUGUCUGGGGAUACUGCUAAUUUCCCAUAUGUAGGAUUGAAAAAAGAUGUGGCACAACUCACCACAGUCGUGGAUAUAAAAUAUCAUGGUUAUGACAAACAAAUGGUGUCUGUGGAAGGCUACAUCAAUGUCAAUGAAUGCUACCAGUCUGCGUAUAGUCAAUUCAGCUCCAAGAAAGAAGUUUACUUCAAUGACGAUACCAACGCUAUUGUCCUGACACUAUGGGAUGAUUGCAUAAAUCUUGUUCCUCGAAGUGGGACAUAUAAAUUAUCUAAUGUAAUUGUGAGGUGUUUGGAAUCUUACAAGGAUGAGCCUGUUAUUAUCAGCACAGUGUCGAGCACGGUGAUUGAGAUUUCAGUGGUUAACAUCAAGCAAAUGAUGCCAGCUUUUACAAUCAAUCGCAUAAAGAAAUUCCCAAUUCUGGAUUUUAACAUAUCAGCAAGAAACAAAAAGUGUCCCAAAUGCAAAACAAAUGCUGCUGCCGAUUCGCUGACUGAUUUUUUCAAAUGCAUUUCGUGCUCGUCUUUUUCAAGAUAUUCAAAACUUGAAACUAUGCGAACAGUCAAAGUAACAUUUGAAGAAGACAAAGAAAAGGAGGUAACAAUAUUUGGGAUGCAGCUGCAAGAUUAUUGUGCACAUUUUGGGAUCAGCGUGAAUGACGAAGAUGCCAUAACUGAAAGUUUUCUAAAAAACGAAAAAUCAAGUGCUGUAGUUAAUCGACAGGAUGUGUGUGUUGCUUUUAAACAUUAACCAACUCAAAACUUUUAUGAACACUUUUCAGUUAUUAUUGGUUGUUGUUUUUUGUUAACUUUGUGCACUUAUGCAUUUUAUUUUUGGUUAUAUAUUUGUGGGUAAUUACUAACUAUAGCUAGCUAUAAGUGGCUCUACCUAUAUCUCUAUCUUGUAACAUUUCACAAAGGAACGAAAAAACUUACUUUCUUGUAGCCAGCACACGAAAUUGCACUCUAGCUAAAACUACCACUCAUAUUUUGUUCGUAAAUCAGUCAUUGACACUGUAAGUGACUGGUUGGUUUUAUAUUUGAUAUGAUAAUGUUUAGAUAGCAAUAGAUUUUGUUCUCAAUAACAUUUGCAGAGACAACAUCCUGUUCUCCUUAAUUAGGCGGACGUCACAAAUAUUUGGUGUUAGAGUCACCGACCGACCCUAAUUUUUGAUCGAAAUUUUUGAUAUACUGAGUCGGAAAAACUAAAAUGACAAAAAAAUAUACGCUGGUUGUCUCCCCACAGCCAUUACCCACAAUUAUUGUUGUGCUUCGCUUUUAAAAUGCGAAAAGGGUUCUGAGAACUAGUUGAAAACGGCGCGCGGAAACUCUAUUUAAACGAGGUGCCAAAGUUAUCAUUAAAUAUCGGCGAUUUAAUGGCUGGAUGGUUGGAUACAAUUUUUCGAAUUUUUGAGUUAUCAUUCGCCGACCGACCGACUCUAUUUUUGGUCCUCAAAUGACUCUAACACCAGAUAUUUGUGACGUCCGCCUUAGUCAGUAUCAUCGGUCUGUGUGUCUGCCAUUAUUUUUCGUUGCCCGUAUUUUUUAUUAAAUCAGCGUUUUGGAUUGUACUGAUUUAUAUUAUCGAUGUUGCCAAUUUCGAUACCCCGCAGUUUUCGUGUAUAAAUAAGAUUUUGGAAAUGUGUUAGUGCAUUAUCGAUUUUACGUGUUUUUAACUAAUAACAUCUCGAAGCCAAUUUUUUUAUUAAGUACGUAGAACUAACUCACUUUAUUAACCUGCAGUUAACAUUCGAUUAUUCGUCUAUCGUGUGAUAUAGUUACGUAUCGAUAUUCUCGCGAAAUAGGAUAAAUCGCGCGGAUGGUAUUCGGCGAAAGUUUCUUUUUGCUUCUAAAUGAGGCUCACACGAGCCAAAAUGUUUUCGCUGAACCAAGUUAUGUUGUUCUGCCCAAUCUUUGGACAUAAAAAUGCAGUCUUACGAACUGGGCAGGGGCGUCACAAGAUUGGGCAGAAGACCAUGCUUGGCUCAUCUUCAGACGCCUUUUAGAUUUUAAAGAAGGGAUGUGCCACACAAGCUCUGUUGUUUGCAAGACCCAACAAAUAUUCUCAGGCACUAAAACAUAUUUGGGGUAUGUACACAAAAAACAAAAAUAUUGAAUUGACUAGGUCAGUUUUGGGACUCAAUAAAAAUCAUUACUAGCUAGCUGUAGCUAGCACGUAUUAUACAUUUAGUAUUUAUAUACAGCUUGUAGUAGCUGGAUGAGAAGUUUAGCUAGCUAUAGCCAGCUAAUAUGUGGUUGAAUAGUUUCAAUUUUUUUAUACACAUGUAACUAGCUAUAUACAUGGUAUAAUUUUUUGGUCUUUUGAUUUGCCAAGAAAAGAUUCAGUUUAAAGUUCCUUAUUAUUAAUUGUUGUCUUUUUCUUCCACAAUUGUUCUAAGAUUGGACAUGUACGUCUGUAAAUUAGGCAGUCCAGUUUUAAGACUGGCCACCCAUUUGUCACUGUCAGAAGAUUGGCCUGGCCAGUCUUAAAGACGGGGCGCGUUCCAAGAUUGGGCAGAACAAUGUCACGUGAAAAUGCUCCUUCUGCUCAGAACAUUGAAUAUAUAUAGUAUCGUAUGGUUGUCGUUGCUAGAUCUGUUCAAUCAGCUUCAAAAACGUCUUUUUCAGAUGAUCAUCAUCAAAAAUAAUGAACUGUCUGUGGUUUCUCAUAUUAAAAGAGUUUUGAAUAUUGAGUUUGACUUAAACCAUUCUCAUCUCAAACAUGCACUAGAAGACAUUAUAUAUUGUAACUUAUUUUCGUAGUAAUCGAGGCAAGUUACGCAUGCGCCUGAUAGCGCAUGCUUGAAAAGAACUUUCCCACCCAUUUUUACUCACAAGUCAAUUCUAUUCGUACGGGUUAGACGACCCGCCCACCCUCCCCUGUAAGUUGAGGAAAUUACUCAGAAAGUAAUAUUAAGAUUGGCUGAGUGACAUAGAAUCUUAUACCUAUCUAUACGGUUUCUUCCGGAAAAAUAGACGAAGUCAAUCCCCUUUGGCUCGGGAUAACUGGAAGUUUUUAUCCUGGAAUCGGUAUAAGACUCAAAUGUAUAAUCUCGGCAAGGUAACAAGUCUUAAAAUGCUUACACGAGCUAAGAAUAAUUGUGGUACUAUUAAGAAGUAUAGACGGAAAGUCCGUAAGGAAAUUGUUGUUAUUGUAACCUGAGUUGUGUUGUAAUUAUAUAAUAUUGAGUAUAUUGGGAAUUGUAAAUACGUACGAAUACCGAAGAUGACUCCAC
Messenger RNA from Hydractinia symbiolongicarpus, 3665 nucleotides. RefSeq lists its product as uncharacterized. The transcript is spliced from 3 exons. NCBI's taxonomy places the organism in Eukaryota, Metazoa, Cnidaria, Hydrozoa, Anthoathecata, Hydractiniidae. The record is from RefSeq and is a predicted model, not a curated record. The coding region runs from base 26 to 1180 and encodes 384 amino acids.